Saccostrea cuccullata (small rock oyster) is the source of this 711-nucleotide messenger RNA. Its product is annotated as fucose mutarotase-like. The coding region runs from base 56 to 505 and encodes 149 amino acids. Gene Ontology annotation, biological process: fucose metabolic process. Lineage: Eukaryota; Metazoa; Mollusca; Bivalvia; Ostreida; Ostreidae. The transcript has 6 exons. The record is from RefSeq and is a predicted model, not a curated record. Gene Ontology annotation, molecular function: racemase and epimerase activity, acting on carbohydrates and derivatives; fucose binding.
CGAAGUUCUUCUGUAUCGGUGUAUGUGUUGAGAAAGGGAUAGGCAGUGAGAGAAAAUGCCUCUCAAAAACAUCCCAAAAUGUUUGUCACCUCAGCUCCUGCAUGUUCUGGCGUCCAUGGGACAUGGAGAUGAGAUUGUAUUAGCUGAUGCCCAUUUUCCAUCGUCUUCUAUAUGCAGGGAUGGCCCAAUAGAAGUCAGGGCAGAUGGUCUAGAUAUACCUACCCUUUUGGAUGCAAUUCUACAGUUGCUCCCCCUUGAUACGUAUGUUGACUCUUCAGUAGCCUUAAUGGACCCAGUCCAGAGUGAUAAAGACAGUCACAUACAGAUUCCCGUGUGGAGCAAGUACAAGGAGAUUAUCAGAAACAGGGAGGGCCCCAGUGUGGUAAUCGAGUAUGUAGAAAGAUUUGCCUUUUAUAGAAGAGCCAAGACAGCAUAUGCCAUUGUUCACACAGGAGAGAUGGCCAAGUAUGGAAACAUCAUAUUGAAGAAAGGCCUUGCCCUUUGAUUUCCUGACAAUCUGUUCCCAGUUCCCUUCGUUAAUUACACCACUGGAAAUCCUUCAUAGGAAAUCCUCCCCUCAUCAAAUCUUGUGAUCCUCUUGAUAAUUUAUUUAAUUAUUUCAUGUACAAACAAAUAUACAAAUUCAUAUAAAUUAAUUUUUUAUAUACUUUAACAAUUUAUAUGUUAUGAAAUAAAACGAAGAAAAGACAA